Molecule: messenger RNA, 4443 nt
Organism: Pomacea canaliculata
Lineage: Eukaryota; Metazoa; Mollusca; Gastropoda; Architaenioglossa; Ampullariidae
Product: neuromedin-U receptor 1-like
Exons: 5
Coding region: 1026-2174 (382 amino acids)
Biological process (GO): neuropeptide signaling pathway
Cellular component (GO): membrane
Molecular function (GO): G protein-coupled peptide receptor activity
Source: RefSeq, a predicted model, not a curated record
GGAACAUGUUCGAGUGUUGCGCAAGCUCGGGCAUACUUGUGUCAUUGAUCUCAUUGGCAAGAGACGGUGUGUAGAAACAAAAAGUACGAUCAAAACAUUUAUGACUGUUUCUAGAAACGCAGAGGACAGUGACAAUACCCUAGGGUAGCUUGGCAGUGAGUCGCGGGCUGGCUCCAAAUAGUCUAGAAUGGCUAGCUGUCCAUGGGAUGCACCCAUCCUUCAUCACACCCUUGUAAACUGUGCUGUUCGACACUUGGACGUGUUUCAUGUCCGUUAGAACUAAGUCCUUGUGACGUGUUGCCGAACAGUGCUUCUCGUGUGUUUAAUGUGCUGUGAUGACCAUACCUGGAACUUGCCAGCAGCUUCAUGUCUGCUCACUGCGGUGUGACGACAACUGGGUAGUUGCCCAGCAGAUGGAGGUGGUUUAUAAGAAGGGAUAAAAGUUCUCACAUAACCAUGGAGGAAAGCGCCCUCUGCCUGCAAGCGAACGCCCGCUUUUCACCUCGCAGCUUCUGCUGCUGGCGUCGCGCGGCAAGUGAGGGGGCUUGCGCCGUGUCCACUCGUGCGACUGACGUGCCGCAGCCCCUGGCAGUCGGUGGUAAAUGCCAGCAGAACGUCAGCAGAACGCCAGCAGACUGCCAUACCUGCCUGCCGUGCCUGCCCAGCCUUUCUUCUCUCUCUCUCACCUGCUGCACCGCGCGCCUACCGGGAGGAUCCGGAGCCUGCUCGCCUCGCCACCUGUGCUGAGAUGUGCUAGCACCCAGGGAGGGGCAGCGCCACGCUUCAACGACUCUCAGCAAACUUGCAGAUGGCGACGGAUACUGCGUGUCACGAGAUCUUCGCCUCCGUCAGUUAUCAUCCAGAGAUGGUGGGACUUCUGAGACCACAACUGACAUCACCACAUCGAGCAACGACACCAGCAUCGUGGUCUACAACGACUCUGAGAGCGUGUGGGCGAACUGGAGCGUCUGAACGACGAGCGCGCUGUGUACUUCAUCCCCGCCGUGCUGUGGGUGCUGACUCUGAUGGUGGUGGGCGUCCUGGGCAACACGCUGGUCAUCUACGUGUAUCGUCGUCGCUUCAAGCGCACGUCGUCUAACUACUUCAUCUUGACCAUGGCCAUCUUCGACCUGGUGGCGUGCGGCGUGGGCAUGCCCACCGAGAUCUACGACCUGCUCAAGCCCUUCACCUUCUACAGCGAUGUCGGGUGUAAGAUCUUCCGCUCCACCGAGAUAUUUACCAUCUACGGCUCCGUCGUUGUGCUCGUCGAGAUCGCCUUCGACCGUUACUUCAAGAUCUGCCGCCCGCUCAUGGUCGUCAGCCUCUUCAAGAUAAAGGCGUUGUGUAUGGUGGCGGCGGUGCUGGCCCUGCUCUUCUCCACGCCCUCCUUCUUGCUGAACGGCAUCAAGCGCACCCAGACACCCAUCCGGGGCGUUUGCGGCUUCGACUGCUCCAUCGCGCAUGCGUACAAGAACACGGCCUUCCAGAUGGCCUACUACGUCUUUCUCGCCGUCGUCUUCAUCCUCACUCUCAUCAUCCUGACACUGCUGUACGUGCGCAUCUGGUUGGAGCUCCGCCAGCGACGGCGCAUGGUCAUCGGCGACCAGCUGACCAAACCACGUGACGACGAGUUGGCGGAGGUCAAGAGGUUCCGUGUCAGGUACGCUUCUAGCAUGAGCGACGAAGAGUCUGGCGGGUCGAGGGCCAACUCGGCCACCAACCUGACCCUCAACUGCAUCAACACCGGCGCCAACAACUCCUCCCUCACGGCCACCAUGUCGUCGUCGACGUCGAAGCGGUCGCGCUUCAGCAGUCUGGCCAGCUACGCGUCACGCCUGCACGCCAGCCGCACCACCGUCGUGCUCUUCGCCGUCACCGUCGCCUUCGUCCUCAGCUUCCUGCCCGCCCUCGGCGUCAUGGUCGUCCGCACCGUCGUCAAGGACUUCGACGAGAAGCAGAGCAUGGGCAGCCUGGUGGCCACCAAGAUCUUCUCCAAGUUCAACUUCAUCAACAACGCCAUCAACCCCAUCAUCUACAGCUUCCUCAACAUCAACUUCCGGCGCCAGGCGCGCAAGGCCGUGGAGAAAGUGUUCUGCUGCGACCGACGUCACAGACACCCGCCACAGAAGGCCGACUCGGACCGUAGCACCAAGAAGGAGUAUAUACACGCCUGAACAUUAGGACGGCGAUACCCUCGUGUAUCGCGAUCUGCACAGACCUUCCUACCCUCAUGACACCUGGCAUCACCUCGGCAUGACACAGUCUCACCUGUUCAACAACUUGCAGUCUGGCAACAAAAUAACUGGGGUGUUGGAACUCUCCUCGACAUGGGUGGGCCAAUGAGAGGCAGAGGACCUCUCCCGUGUCUGUGACAGAAGUUUGGACAAGAGUGUGACAACAGUCACUGAACUUAAGGACUAGAUGGAUUUCGUGCAUGAAUUAUAGUCGAAAGAGUGGUGAAUGGAGGUCAAUCUCAACCUCUCGUCGCCACCUAGGGUUGUCUUCAUGAGACGAUGGACCUAUAGCCUAUAGCUACAGUACUCACCCGCUGAACAAACAAACAAACAAAAAGUCUACACGGGUAUUUGUAAACUGCUUCUGUCUUCAAGUGUACAUCGUGCGACUAAUUCAUUUUGCCCCGUGGCUUGCACUGCUGUACAAAUACCUCAACCAUGGUCAGCACUGUUGUACAGAUACCUCGACAUGGUCAGCACUGUUGUGAAAACACCACAUGGCGGAGGUGACCUGCUAAAUACAUGCAUGACCCCACAGGACCCACGUGACAUACAUUUACACUGGUCUGGAAUCUCUUCAAACAUUUCUUGAAUCAUGUGUUUAACAAUAUACUUUGUAACUGUUCUUUGAAAACUUUGUUUUCAUUGUAUAAGUAGACUACCACGUGUUGACCUUUAAUUAAUCAUCGUAAUUUGUUGAUAUUCAAACUACUCACAUUAGCCUUAACAUUUUACACAUCAUUUUUCGAAGUUAUCAUUAGAAUGUUGUAUAUGUUUGAUUCGAUUAUUUUAUCGCAUAUACGUAAAUUAUUAGAAACCAUCGUGGAAUUACUUAAGAAUACUCUACGAAAUGCAGCAGGUCACAUGUAAUCAAGGAGGUAAUUAAAUCCAGCAGCAUGAUAUUAUUUUUAACAUAGACAAUAUUAUCAGAGUCAAUGUUAUUCACAUCCUCGUCCUAAUGGUAUGUGAAGCAUGCUUGUCAUCAGACAGAAAUAACGUUUACCGUUAUUUUCCGAUGUUUCCCCGGGUCUUUGACCCCUGUACCAGUGGAUUAAAUAAGGGUGGAUGUGCCACCGCGAUCGUUAUCCGAAGUGUGCAGUGUUUUGUUUGCCAUAACACAAGAACCAAACAGUUCGCGGGACAUUGGUUUGCACAAGUGACCGGAAUAAAACCUCCGAGUCGUGAACACUACACCACACUGAAAACAUCACGUGACACACCCCAAGUUGUUUCACAAUCACGAGUGGGCCACUAGACGUCUUCAGCGAUGGGUGGUUGGGGUACGAUGGCAACGGAUAGAGGUUGGUAAGUUUUCAAGCGCCGUAACUGGCCUUCGGAGUCCACAUUCUCGGUAUAAAGUGUCUGAGGUUGAUAAUAAAAAACUCAAUCUUCCUUGUGCCACAAUCUUUUGUAGAAGCUGUCGUCACUGGCCAAGAUGUAGGUCACGCUUGAUGUGACCUUUUUACAGAGACAGCUGUCAAAGUCUGGCAACACUUGACCUUUCUCUUGUCCACGUCACGUGCUUGACAAGCCUGUGGUUGCAGAGAGUGAUACCCGUGACGGUCACGUGUUCACCUGCGCUGACUGGACACGGGGAUCAGCAGGACGAAAGACGUUGGUGUCGCGUUUUCUUCGUGGGCGUCUGCUGACCGCUCGUUGAGCCUUCAGACUGACUGGGACAUUUCAAUGAGCCUCCAGACUGACUGGAACAUUGCAAGAUCCUGACUGAGCCUUCAGCUUGCUGGACAUCUCCAAGUGGACAUUACUAAAAGGUCCUCAUCAUCAGUCCCUUUACUGGCAUCAGCCGGACGCUGGUACCUUUCGCUGGACAUUGAAGUCGGUCUGUGCUGUGUUUACCAGGUCUCUCAUUGGGAGGGGGGGAUUUUUUCACAGUCACCAGCCUUUUUUUUUUUUUUCUCUGUUCAUCCCGACGGCGACCUCCCUCCAUGUAUCUCUGGAGGACCGUCUUCGUUAGGGUCUCAUGUCUCGCGACAUGCAGUCGCCGUCCCUGGACCUCCUUGAGCUGAGCGCCUCGCAAACCAAACUCUGCUGUGCCCUCUGCCUGAUGGUGUGCCCCCGCCUGAUGGUGUGCCCUCCUGAUGGUGUGCCCCAUCGUCUGUCCUGCUUUGCAAUGUUCCCACCCCGGCACAAGUCAUGGUGCUGCAUAUAACAAAGUGUGAAAUGUUUGCAAAAGUUCUAAUAGCACCUU